AUGCCUGCGCUCCUGGAGCGCCCCAAGCUUUCCAACGCCAUGGCCAGGGCGUUGCACCGGCACAUCAUGAUGGAGCGGGAGCGCAAGCGGCAGGAGGAAGAAGAAGUAGACAAGAUGAUGGAACAGAAGAUGAAGGAAGAGCAGGAGAGACGAAAGAAAAAGGAGAUGGAAGAGAGAAUGUCAUUAGAGGAAACCAAAGAACAGAUCCAGAAACUGGAAGAGAAGCUUUUGGCCCUUCAGGAGGAGAAGCACCAGCUUUUCCUGCAGCUCAAGAAAGUUUUACACGAGGAGGAAAAGCGGAGGCGAAAGGAGCAGAGUGACUUGACCACUCUGACAUCAGCUGCAUACCCCCAGAGCCUGACUGUUCACACGGGAACUCAUCUCCUCAGCAUGCAGGGGAGCCCUGGAGGACACAAUCGCCCAGGCACCCUCAUGUCAGCUGACAGAGCCAAACAGAUGUUCGGACCCCAAGUACUUACAACCCGGCAUUACGUGGGCUCAGCAGCUUUCACAGGGACCCCAGAGCAUGGGCAGUUCCAGGGCAGCCCAGGUGGUGCCUAUGGGACUGCUCAGCCCCCACCUCACUAUGGACCCGCUCAACCAGCCUAUAGCCCUAGUCAGCAGCUCAGAGCACCUUCAGCCUUUCCUGCAGUGCAGUACCUGUCUCAGCCACAGCCUCAGCCCUAUGCUGUGCACAGCCACUUCCAGCCCACCCAGACAGGGUUCCUCCAGCCUGCCGGUGCCCUGUCCCUACAAAAGCAAAUGGAGCAUGCUAACCAGCAAACUGGCUUCUCUGACUCAUCCUCCCUGCGCCCCAUGCACCCCCAAGCUCUGCAUCCGGCCUCUGGACUCCUUGCCUCCCCCCAGCUCCCUGUGCAGAUGCCAUCAGCAGGGAAGUCCAGCUUUGCUGCUACUAGUCAACCUGGCCCCAGGCUCCCUUUUCUCCAGCACAGCCAGAACCCAAGAUUCUAUCACAAGUGA
Molecule: messenger RNA, 981 nt
Organism: Pipistrellus nathusii (Nathusius's pipistrelle)
Lineage: Eukaryota; Metazoa; Chordata; Mammalia; Chiroptera; Vespertilionidae
Source: the annotation of a GenBank genome assembly